Messenger RNA from Nymphaea colorata (pocket water lily), 3488 nucleotides. RefSeq lists its product as uncharacterized. Lineage: Eukaryota; Viridiplantae; Streptophyta; Magnoliopsida; Nymphaeales; Nymphaeaceae. The transcript is spliced from 14 exons. The coding region runs from base 436 to 2889 and encodes 817 amino acids. Gene Ontology annotation, molecular function: protein binding. The record is from RefSeq and is a predicted model, not a curated record.
GGUGGAAAUACCAGGGAAAUGCAGAGCGCAGAAGGAAAGAAUCCCCUCGUUGCGAGGGCUGCGGGACCCAUGGGAGCCCCAUGAAUAGCAACGUCUACUCUCUCUCUCUCUCUCUCUCUCUCUCUCUCUUUGCCAACCAACGAACCACCACUGAUUCUAAGAGGCAAAUCGGUGCCAAGCAAAGGGAAGGCGCACGCUCCCUCUCCCCUCCCCGUAGGAGUCUCUCUCUCACUGGUGCUUAUUUAUUUUGAUGGGAGUCGUCUUAUUUGUAUCAUUUUGAUUCAUAAGAAAUGGUUUCUAUCUGAGUUUCUGGCAUGUGAUCUACUGAUCUCUACCCAAUGGGCGGGUGCCCAUUUAUGAAUCGCGAUUCUUUGUGAGGAAGCGGAUUUGGAGGUCAGGAGGAUUUGAGGAGAGGGGGAAUCCGGUUGGAGAAAGAUGGAUGGGCAAUUCAGCCAUAACCGAUCCUUCAACAAUCUGAAGAUGGCGACCACCGGAAACUCUCCGCUGCCACAGGAUAAUGAUCGGAGCAGCGGGGAGCUGCGGGCACUCGACUGCAACCUCACUUCCCUUUGCGACCACAUCCAGGUGGAGGGUUUCAAUUCCGGGGCGUUCUCCGACAUCGUCCUUCAGGCCAUGGGGUCGACAUACCGCCUCCACCGCCUGAUUCUCUCGCGCAGCUCUUACUUUAGGAACAUGCUUCAAGGUCCCUGGAAAGAGGCAAAUGCACCUAUGGUGACGCUUCAGAUUGACGAUCACAAUGUUAAUGCUGAAGCUGUGGAGAUGGCGUUGGCUUAUCUCUAUGGCCAACAUCCUAAGCUUAAUGACAGCAAUGCAUUUCGUGUUCUUGCAGCUGCAUCAUUUCUUGACCUGCAGGAUCUUUGCGCCAUUUGCACAGACUUUAUUAUCUCUGAGCUUUGGACAACAAACUUUUUGUCCUAUCAGGUUUUUGCAGAGAGUCAAGAUUAUGGAAUUCAUGGGGAACGUGUUAGAAAUGCUUGUUGGGGAUACCUUUGUCAAAGUGGCAUGGAGGAGUUAAGAGAGGUGCUUCCGAAACUUUCUUCCCAAACAUUGCAUGCUCUGCUUACAUCUGAUGAGCUGUGGGUACCUAGUGAAGAGAAAAGAUUUGAAUUGGCACUCUAUGCCCUAUUAGCUAAAGGUGCUCUUCAAAAAUUUGAACACCCUGAACAAUCAAGCUCUCUGAUGGAGUCACCUACAGAUCCAUUUGUAGUCAAAGGAAAGAACUUGAUGGAUAUCAAUACUAAUAAGCAGCUAGUAGAAACUGAGGCGGGAAGCAGUGGUUUGCACAAAAAAUGUGAAGGAAAUAAUAUUCUUUGUGAGCUUGCUGAUUGCAUGGUGGAUUUUCACAUAGUUGAGGCCGAUACCAAGCAUAUUCAUUUUCAACAUGAGUCGAGUUCACAAACAGUUCCAGCGGCUGCUUAUGUUUGCAAGAUGGAAGACCCUGCUUCAUCAAGUAACUCUUCGAGUACAAUGCAAGUCAUUAGUUCUGGUGCCUAUGUCGAGACCAAUACGGGCACCGAGAGAAGAAAUAGAGAGGGGACUGCAGAAAAACCUCACGAACAAUCCAAGGCAGCUUUCCUUGGUGAAAAUAUUGUAUGGUUUUCCAGAGAUCAUCCCAGAAGCUGCUCAUCAGGAUUGUCACCUCACAAUGGGGUCUUGUCUAGUGAGUGGGGGAAAAGCAGCCUUUCUCAACCUCCCUCAUGGGGUGGUCGAAUUGUAGGGAGAAGGGAAGUAAAAGCUUCUGCAAAGGAUACUUAUGGAAUACGUGAAGAAGACUAUGAUGCAUUCAUAAAUAUAUUUGAGGGGGGUUCUCUUCUGUACUGCCAUAUGUCAUUUGAGGGGCUGCUUAAUGCGAGGAAGCAAUUGGAGGAACUGGGUUUUCCCUGCAAAGCUGUUUGUGAUGGCCUGUGGCUUCAGGUGCUUCUCAGUCAAAGAGUACAAGAAAUUGGUGCUGAUACUUGCAAUAAAUGCAGCUUCAGCAGCUUGUCUUGUAUAUGUCGGCAGUCAUAUAGAUACUCUCAAGGUGUCAGUCCCCCUACCUACUACAGGCAAGAUCAUGAACGGAAUGGCACUCCUAGCAACAUGAAUGAUGUGUAUCUUGCUGAUGCUCAAGGUGAAGGUAGUGGACUGCUUAGACCUGUACGUGUGCAUGUACAAGCUCCUAUGGAUGGGCUUGCUGGUAUAGGACGAGGUGAUGGGCUGACAGCCCUAGUAGGUCUUAGCCAGGGGAACAAUGCCUCGCCCAUUCAGGUAGAACAGUCUGACAGAGUAUAUGAGUCAGAUCUCCAAAGCAGAUACUCUGGAGUUGCUGCUGUCGUUCCAUUUAACACUGACAUUCCCAGGGAGAUACUGGAACCAGAGGAGCCUACUGCUGUAGUUGAUUGGGAAAAUUCUGAUGGCUGCUCAAUAUCUUUAGAUCUGAAGACACAGUUGCGAAAGUUUCCUCCUUUCCGAUUUGGGGUCGAAUUCCAAGAUGUACAUAGGCUUGCAGAUGGACAAGUGAAGCACUCUCCUGAAGUAUUUUAUGCUGGUUCAUUAUGGAAGGUAAGUGUUCAGGCAUUUAGUGAUGAAGAUCCACAAGGGCGCCGCACCCUUGGUUUGUUUCUUCAUCGGCGCAAGGCAGAAACAUCAGAUCCACUCAGAAAGGGUCAUCUAUAUGUGGAUUCUAGGGAAAAAGUCACAGCUCGAUAUCAGCUGAUUUGCCCAUCAAAGAGGGAGGUCAUGGUGUUUGGAAAUUUCAAACAAACUGGGACUCUUUUGCCUAAAGCUCCCAAGGGAUGGGGGUGGCGGACUGCUUUGUUGUUUGAUGAACUCCCCGAUCUUCUCCAAGGUGGAGCCUUGCGCGUGGCUUCUGUUGUUCAAUUGGUGUGAUCAUCUACAAUCAUAAGAUGUACAAGUUCAUGAUCAUGCUUUUUUGUCUACUUCGGAAAUUCCAAUGAGAUUAACCAGAUCAAGCAGUUGGGAGUGGAAUUCAGUCUGUAUUGAAGCUAGGCCUCGGUGCUGUGAGUCACUCUGCUGGCCAACCUGGCUUUCUGUCAAGCAGGCUCCUCUGCACUUGAAAGUGAUGAUGGCCCUCCAGUUUUCAGCAAUGUGAGGACACAGCAUCAAGGGAUUGGCACAUCAAAUCCGAGUUCUUUUUUAUCAUGCAUCAUAUUGAGCCUCAGCUGAAUUGUGAGCGUGGUCAUCUGGAUCCCCUUCCCCCAUGGCGCCACCAUCUUCUUGUACAAAGAAAAUCUGCUUUUUUGCCUAUAAGUUUGGGCUUCUCAGCUUCAACCUCAAGGAAAAUCUUCAUUCUGAACAAUGUAAUAAGUGAUUCAAUUGAUGUAAAUCUACUUUUGUCCAUUUAGUACACUGAGCCAACUUUGUAAGUGGAGGCAUCAUGGUCUACUGCCUUUUUAAGUUGGUAUCAGUUAAUCUCUCUUUUCACUGCGUUUUGCUAAUGGGAUCCUGUGAAUCUUCUUUGCUUUUUG